Pocillopora meandrina is the source of this 11254-nucleotide messenger RNA. The record is from the annotation of a GenBank genome assembly. NCBI's taxonomy places the organism in Eukaryota, Metazoa, Cnidaria, Anthozoa, Scleractinia, Pocilloporidae.
GGAGACGUAGAUUACCACAAUUUUAAACAAGUGUUUUCGCUGAUUUUCAAAAUGGAACACAAGCGUUUGUUAAAAUGGUGUGUCGAGAUUUUAGAUUCGUUUAAUCCAAGGAUUCAUGGUGUUUUAGAACACCUUAAUACCUGCCUGGCAACAAAAACGGUAAGCCAAAAUUUUAUUCCUUUAAAAGGAAAGUGUUUGAUGAUAAUUAUGUCCAUUUUACGUUUAUAUAAGGUAACUUCUGGAACUUGAUCAGCUUUUUAUUGAUUUUCGUCGUGCGGUUAAUUAAUGUCUCAUUUUGGUGAACUUCUGUUCUCUUCAGGAUCUUGGAGAAAGUGAUGAAUCUUUUCUUACAGAAGUGUUUUCUGGAUGCGUGCAGUACACAAAUAUCCUAAAGGUAUGCGUCUUAAAGUGGUUUCAUAUUUACCCAUUCAACUGUCUGCUCUGUUUUGUGGUGAAUUUGGUAAAAUUUCCACACAGCCCCAUCCUACAUUAUGCAUUCAGUUAUUGGAUAGAGAAGCAAUAACAAAGACAAUACAUUGCCAUUGGGAAAACAGAUUUGUUUUACAAUAUUAUGGGGCUAUGCGGAAAUUUUACCAGUUUUACGUUUACUUAUAGUAGUGUCACAUCAAAGCUACUCAUUUGGCUAUGAUUUUGGUUCAAAAUGAUUCAGGAUUUCUGAAAGUGGGGAGUGUGUGUGUGUGCAUAUGUUGGGCAGGAGGAGGGUGGGGGUUCAGUCAUGAAUUUCUCUGAUCUUUACAUGAGCUGGCUUAUACUGCUACUCUACCCUGUGUAUCAAGGGGAUAGUAUUCAUACAAUAAGAAGGACCACCAUUUGAAAUAUCUCAAAAGGUACUAAUAAAGUUUUAUGCUCUGAAGAUUCUUCAAAUAUUUAAGUUUCUCCAAACCUGAAAUAAAUUUUUUUUUAAUGGUAUUCAUCAAUAGGUUGUUGUAGAUGCAUUCUAUGCUGAUGUUGGCAAGACUUCCCUUCGUGUUGACAAAAAUGUAUAUACUGGUGAGUGCUUUAAUUUACAGGUAUUGAAUCUUACCCUCAUAGUUUGUGGUAUUGCAGUUUGUACAAUAUAGUAAAAACUUGAAGGUACCUUGGUAAAGUCUGUACCUGAGCCAAGUAGCCCACCCCACUAGAGCUUAUCUUAGAUUCCAUAGUGUGAUGUAACUAGGAUAUUUCUGCUUCUCCGUGGAUGGGAUAACUGUCCAGCUUAAGCAGGGGUUUCAAAAUAUUUUCAAGUAGGUAUCAGACUCUGCAAAAAUGGAUGACUAUGAGAAGUUCAUUAAAGGCCAAAAUGUAGUUACAUGUAUUUUGACCAUAGUAAACAGCAACAUGUUUUCAAGUAGCCAGCAGAACCCCAGCAGUCACUGGCUUGUUUUGAAACCCUUGCUUGAGUUUAUCCCUUGGCAUUUCAUUAAUUCAACAAUACCCAUUUACAGUAUACUCCUGGAUGGUCAGAGAGGCACUGUGAAAGUAUCUGGUGUUUUGCCCAAUUACAAAACUUAAUGACCCACUUAGCUAUUGAACCUGGACCUUUUGACUUGAAGUCCAGCGCACUGACCAAUUAAGGCCACCAAAUCUCCCAGUAUACAACUUGAAUUAUAUUCAGCUGGUUGACUCUUGACAGGCUUUCAUCUUUUCUUUUAGUUCUGGUGUAUUUGGCUCUCUACAGACUUGAUGAACUGGGAAUUGCACAUUUUAGAAAAUUUGUCAUGAGCCAUGAAGCCAACAAGAUGCACAAAGUAAGAAAUGCAUUAGCAUAAAAUCAUUUCUUCUGAACACAACAGGGUCAAUUUUGUCAAUUUGAUAAAUAUUAAAUAAAGGAUGAUUAAUUCUACAAUACCAUGAUAUUUUUAGAACUGACUCUUUCUCCCAUUUGGGUAAAUGGGAUGUACAUUGUACAACUAAUUUCUCCUUAAAGCAUCACAACUGAAUCAAAUAUUAAGUUCAUGAAAAUAGGGAAAAUGAUUGAAAACUAAAGAAGCAUUUGAUGGUUGAACAAUUUCUCCUUGUCAGUAUCAUAUGUAUUUAAAGAUAUCAGUGUGGGGAAUAUGAAAAUUAAAGUUAACAUUGGUAGUGACACAAGGGGUUAUUGAAUCUGAAACACAAGUCCAAGUCUGUUGUUACCCGUAGUCAUGUUAUGUGCCUUAUAUCACCAUGAGUACAUAUUUUAUUUUUUCUUUUCCUUUUAUUCCAGUUUCUCUCAUUCGUGUUCAAUGAAAGCAACAUAACAACAUGGAUGAAAGACGAGGUAAUUGAUGGCAUAUUGUCUGGUAAAUUUUUGCCUCUUAGUCUGUCAUCAAAACUAGUGAUUUUCCUUUACUUAUUAAAAAGUUUUAACCAUAGUCAUACUAUUUCUUUUCCUUUAACAGUGGUGUAAACAUUAUGAACACAGUUAUGUUCAAACACAUUUGAUAUCCCCCCUUUUGAGGCAAGUAUUUAUUAUGGUUUAGUCAACAAUUAACUCUUUAACUCCCAAGAUCUGAUUGUUAAUUCUCCCCUCUGGCUGCUACACAUCUCUUAGUAAAUUAGUUAUGAGAAUUUGUUGCUAUAUCGAGAUAGCAGCUUCUAUCAAAUAAGUUUGAAUAUUCCCAUUACCUGUGUGCUGAAUAAUGUUUGGAUAUUAUAGGGAGAAGUUUCAUGUUAAUCAUUUCUGGAAGUUGAAGGGUUAAUUAACCGGUAAAGCAAUGACCUUUCCUGGUGAGCUGCAAUUAAAGCACUUAUUUCAUUUACUGUAAGGAAAAUUCUGCCCAUCUUCUUCUCUUCUUCUCCUCCUCUUUUUUCCAGACUUUUUUUUCCUGCUAGUGCUUACUGCAAAUUGCAGCUCACCAUAUAUAUUUACAAGUAGGAUCAUGGCUUUACUUGAUUUUCAUUGGCACAUCAUUAAAAAAUUGUGGUUACAGGUAAUAACUAGCAAUUUUCACAAACAUUGAGGUGAAUAGUACUCAGUGGAAUUAUUAACCAAGCUGUAAAGUAUGUAUGUUAGAUAUCAUUAUUAAUGCAUAUCAUUAUUUAUUUUAUCUUUUCUUUUUCAGAUGGUUACCAGAGUUAAAUGGUCUCAUUACUGAUUUAAGAGAUAAAUUAGCCAACAAAGAGAAGCCCAGAAAAUCAAAACCAGCUACAGGUGAUUAGCAAAGACUAAAAAUGUUCUUUCUAUUAUUAUUUGCAAUCACAGGUUUCAAGGUGCAGAAUUGUGCACUGCACUGCUUAACAAUGCAUUGCUUAACUUCUGGUGAAGAGGGAAGGUUUAGGGAGGGACUGGGUGCCCCAUCUUUUUUAAAUUUUUCUUUAUUUUAUUUUAUUUCCAACUUUUUAAUUCCAUUUAUUUACAGUGAUAUAUGAUAUUUACAUAAUAAUCUUAAAAAUUACAAUUUCCUUCACUGUGAUUGGUUUAAAAUUCUCCUAUUUUCUAGGACAGUUUGUUACCAGACAAUACGUCAUUGGAUGGUUCAAUAAGCAAUCGCAUUCAAACUUUUAGUAAAGAUCAACUAAUCACAACCUUGAUUUCAAUUUUCCCUUUUUUUUCCAUGACCUGGCUAUUUUUUCUUUUCUCAGAAAUUUUUUUAUUUUUAUGAUUAAUUGGUAACAAGACUUUGUUUUGUUGAAUUCUGUCUGUAAUCAUACUUGUGAUAAACAAAUCAGACUCCCAUUAUGCAGUUGUUCGAUUUUGUUAUCACUCAUAUCAUUACUCACUGAAUUGGACUCCACUUAGUCCUAUCAUCCAUUACUUAUAAUUGUCAACACUUGACUUGAGGUUUCCUUAUCUGCCUUAGAACCAAAGCCAUUUAACCUGACAAAACCUCGACCAAGAAGUGUUCCUAUGCCAGAGAAGGUAAGGAAUCCAUGUGGAUUUGAUAUUUCUUUCAGCAUGAGAAGUGAUAAUUUGAUGCUUUAAAGUACAUAAUUAUACAAAUAUGAGUGACUUUAAAUAGUCAAGUCAAAUACACAUAUAUAUGUCUUUAUUGUUCAGUUGGAACUAAACAAUUCUCUGUGUUUUCAGAUCCCUAAACUAAAGAAGUCUAGACAGGUAGGUGUCAGUCAAGCUUCCUAGUAUUGAACAUUCAGUGUCAGCAGUUGCAGUAUGUGUUGAAAUUUUCUUAAGGUUUGAAGUGACAAGUUUAACUUAAUCAAUGUUGACUAUUAGAGGUUUUUUUUUUCAUCUUUGAUUGGAAAGGUCCCUCAGACUACAUAUCAUGCACCUGUUGAGGAAGAUUUUAUGGCUAAGAUUAGGGAAGAAAAUCGGAAAAGAGCUGAGGUGAGUGUAAAUGUCAUUUUAUAAUCAAUACUAAGUAGAUAACAUUUGCCCUGUUUUCUUUUGAGUGUCUUCUUCCUUAAAUCAGGAAGAGCUCUUGCAACCACUUUUUGAUGUAAAUGUUGCAACUACAGGCUGAUUUUUGAUACUUGUGGUAGAAAUAUAUUUUUUAGAAUUGCACUGUCUGCCAUCAUUCCUGUACAUGUACAGCUGUACAUACAAUUUUGAAGUUGGAUAAUGUGACCAAACAGUUCCAGUUAAUGAGAGGAUCAUGUGAAUAUAGCAGUCUGACUGGUACAAUCACCCUGAAUGUAGUCUAGUAAGGGCUCAUUGUACAGCACCAUUCCCACAGUACACCUACCUAAUAGAGUUUCCCCUAGUAGUAGUUUGAUAGUGUAUAGCUGUUUUUGCCUGAAGACAAUAUGUACAUAUUAGAUCCUUCUUGUAGCACAUUGGGUGUAUAUUAAGGGGUGGUUUAACUGGGUACAGAAACAAGAGUUUGCAGCAGGUGCAAACCUAGGCAAGGUCUUUGUGAUGCUUUCUUGGACAAAACAUUUAACCCAUUAGAUCCUAGCAUCAGUUGGCCCAUGGAGAAUUUGCUUAAUUAAUCAAGAGUUCCUUUGCCUUGUGAUCAUUUCCGAUAUUCUUGCAACCUUAAUGUUUGAUUCAGGGGCAACAGUUUUAGGAGAAAUUAGAUGCUUAUCACUCUCUGGGGUUACAAGUUAACUUAUACAAUACAUCUGUCCACCCAGGAGUUUAAACAGAUAGUAGUAGCUGCUAGCUGAUAGUAGAAGCUGUUCGGGAAGCUUUCUGAAUAGCUGGACUCACAGUCAGUAAUUUUCCUUGAGCAGAAAUGCUCUCAGCUAGGUUAGGGUAAUCUUUAAUAGAAAUCGUCACCAGGCUUCUAAGACUUAGCCGUUCUCUUCUGGAAACAGGAGGAAUUCUUAAGAUCAUCAGCCAGGCAACCUGCGUGUGCAAGUGCUGAGAAAUCUGAUAAAACUAAACGAAGAAUGAGGCAAAUUACAGAUGAGGAGAACUCCAAGUGAGUAGUGUGAUUGUUAGCAUUGAUCUAUUUGGUUUCAUUUGAAGAACAUUCAUAGAUUUAAGCUAAUUUGGUUUUAUCAAGUGAGUUGAUAAAGUGAUACUAAACAUUUUUGUCAGCUUUCUCCAUCUGCAACUACCUUGUUAUAGUCUAUCUUUGUGGUUUUCAUCAGAAAAAAGACAGAAAAGAUCAUGUGCUCUCUUUCUUUAAAUGUUACAGGUUACAGUUCAACAAACCCAAAGCACAAGAGGCGCCGUCAACCACAGUAAGAGAUGACAGUUCAUACUGUGUAUAGAAAGGCAUUACUUUAGUUUUCCUGGGUAAUCCUUGGCGUUGUUUGCUCUAGAAGGAAUUUCCUUUUACUGUGCGGGUAGUCGAUAAUCCUACGUUGUUUUGAUAGAAACUAGCAUAGUUCUAUAGCACAUCGUAAUGUAUUUAAAAACAAAGAACUGUUAGUGAAGGAGAACUUCAUGUACAUGUACUGUACAUACAAUCACGUGUAUGUGUAAUUGGCAAUGUUCUUUCCUUUGUAAGGGUGGAAACAUUCCGAUCAAGUUAAAUGCAGCAACAAUCAUGAGAGAAGGAGUGCUUUUUCACAAGAAAGAGGAAGAGGAACUGAAAAGGUAAAUAUAGGAAACACAUGUAAUCUGAGUUAAACAUGCAUACAACGCGUGACGGAGGCGCUGCGCACUGGACUCUGGGUCGAAAAGGGAAAAGGUUUGAGUUGAAGUUCUCACAACUAUACGGGCCCUAUGUAAUAUUUCUAGAUGUAACUCCUCGAUGUAAUAAUGCGAGUUUUUGCUCAAACACCUGUCCAUUCUGUUUCUUUCCCUGAUAUCUGAUAUGAAUUUCAAACAAAAAUCCGCUUUUCGAACCCGUUAAGUUACCAAGUCUUUAAAGAAACGAGCCCCCUUGCCGGAUUAUAUUGCUGUGUUCUUGAGAAAGACACCCAAUCUUCACAGUGCCUCUUUCCACCCAGGAGGGCUAAUAGCUACCGACAAACGGGUAUGGCCAUGAUCCUGACGAUACGUAGGGGAGGGUAGCCAUACUAACAGGCCCUCAUCAUCAUCUUCGGCUCGAGCGUUUCUAAUCCUGACCCACGGCGAAAUAUGAGGCCAUCGGCAACGUCAGCCGGUGAGAGGUCGGGAACGGGUCCGGCAAUGAUAACCAGGAUAGUGCCAGACCCCUAGAGAACCUCUCUCGAAUCUUCUAAAAUCCUCCCACGGGUUGAAAACGCGCGUCCUGUCACGCUUUUAUUGAGGGACUGCUCACCAGUUACAUACUACAGAAACUGACCCAGGGAUAAGCUACAUCAAGGUUCUGCGAUUUAUUUUCGUCCACAGACUUAUAGAAUAAUGACUUGAGAGAUUCCCUUACACUGAUGAUUAUUUCCAAUUCCAAUUUUUAGACUGUCAGAGUAUGAAAAAGGAGGACGUGAUGCCACUGAGUUCUUAAGAUGGCAAGAAAGUGCCAGAAAGGUAUUGGACUAACGUUUGGGAGUAUUUUCGCCUGGCUUCUGUUAUAGUUAUCAAAAACAAUUUACAAAGAAAAUUCGAAAGUUUAAUCAAGAUACCACGAGCUUUUUCGGUUUGAUACUUUGCUAAUCAAAUUGAGUAUACAGAAUGUAAAACUGUGAGGUGUGUAAAAAAUUUAGUAUAUAAAGUUUGGCCAACAUUUACUUGAUCUCAAAUCUGCUUCGGUUUGAAUUUUAUUCAUUUUCAUUGCAGCAUUUAUUGUUCAUUGAUGUUUCAUUUUCUUUUUGCAUAUUCCUUUGUAGAAAGAUUUGGAAGACAGACUCGCUGAGAUUGAGAAACGAAGAUUGGUAAGUUGGAGAUCUCAUUUUCUAGACCUAGAAAUGACGGGAACACUUGCAGUCUGAAUCUUGUGUUUCUAGGAGGGAAAGUUACGCUUAAGAUUGAAGUCGUUUCCGCUGCUCUUCUGUUUCAGGAGGGAAAGUUAAGCUACGAGGAGGCGAUACUUGCAAGACAAACAAUGAUCAAACAAAACCAACAGCGGGUCAUGGAAAUUAAACAAGAGGUGGGAACUAUUUGGUCAACCUGAGAAUAAAGUCCGCAAGAUAGCUACGGUCCAUUUCUGUGUUGGAGCAAUUUUCAUUGAGUGUCGAAAGUAAUCCGGAAUUGCAUCGGAUUUGCUUAACUUAAACAUGUAAUUGGUUCAGAAAACGUUCGCCAUCCUCUCAACCAACUAGAUGCAAAACUCAAAACAGUCGCGACUCUGUUAUGCGCGUUUUCCCGCGCUUCAAGCAGUCUGCUUCUUUUCACUUUCUCAUCGGCUAAUGAUAAUGUAAGCUUUCGUUCUGAUUAGUCAUUGAGUAUACUUUUGGUUUUUCAACCCUCAAUUGAAAACUGCUCUAAUAAGUUAUGAUAGUUUGGUGUUAAAUCACGACCACAUGUUGUGACUUAGAAAUUUGUCCAUUUUCAUCAGUUGGUUUUUCUGUAAUUUACAUUAUAAAAAUUGAAUUGCUAGAUACUUCUUACAGUUACAAAUACGAUGUUAGAAAAUGCUGAAUUCAUUUGUCUGUCUUCGCAGACACAAGAGAUGAUGCAGAAACAUCUUGAGAGAAAGUCGAAGGAAGGUGAAGAAAUGAGGUUGGUAUGCCUGUGUUUACCUUUGUUUCCUCUUCUCGGAACAAAUUUUGUCCGAGCAAAUUUCGUGGUAAGUGCGUUAUUUAUAUAUUGUGCUUUUACAUUUAUCGUCCUUUUCUUGGUUAGGAAACUCGUCGAGCAAACCACGAUGGAACAUGAAAAUACUAAAGAGGCCCGCAGAAAACUUCAAGAAUACAACCAAAAAUUGGGUAAGGUGUUAAUUCAAUCUUUGAGAAAAGUGGCCCAUAAACUCUAGUGGUUUAUCUUAUCUGUAACUAAGACAAAACAAGUUGAUAAAUCAUAUUUCGGUAUAAUUUCGAUGGCAGGUAUUUUCCAAUAUUAAGUGUUCACUUUCUACUUUUUUCGUGGUUUUAGUUCAAGAGGUCAGCAAGGAGAGUCAAGAACUUAUGCGUAAAGCUUUGGAAGAAGUGAGUUGUAUUUGCGUUACAAAUCGAGAAUUUGUUUUUGCGGUUUUUUUCUUUCUUUCUUUUGCUGGUACUGGUAUUAGUUUCUCCUUGACAUUUACGGCAACUGAAAACGGCUAAAAAGAUUCUGAAUUUUCUUUUUCUUUGCGCAAUCCUUGAAUCAACGCUGGAGAGAAAUGGCGAAGAAUCUCUUAUUCACAGCCACUGCAAAUAAUUCAAAUUAUGUGCAAAAAUGGCGGAAUUCAGACAGCAAGAAGUUCAAUUUUUGUCGUUUGCCAGUUGUUUAAAACACCUUUGUACUUUCUAAAUAAGACGGAAUUUAUCAUGAUUGACUAAAUGGGUUAUUUAAUCGAUAACAAAUGACAUUUGUAUCCCACAGGCUGAAGAAGAAAUGAGACAGAGAGUUGCGCUGAUUGCAAAAAUACGAGCCAUAGAGAGUGUACCAGUCAUUCGAUUUAAGGUAUGCCUUGUGUUUCUUGUCCGUUGUCUGCAGUCCUGAUGACUCUGUCCCUGGCUUUACCUCGAGUUAAACGCAGGAGAAAAAAUAAAUCACCUCUUCGAGGUGUUUAGAUAACCAACUUGCAGUUUUAAAUUCCACAAGUAGCGUUGUUACUGGCGAGGCAAUUAUCGAAGAAUAAAACAAAAUCCCUAGCAAAACUUUGUAUCCAUGUUCUUAGAGACUUACUAUUCAGCAGCAUUGUGUCAUUUGCAGAAUUUAUCCAGAAUUAAGGUUAAACUUUUUGGGCAGUUUUCUUCAGAAUUUUUUUCAUAAAGAACCUCUUCAUAGAUAUAUUGCGGUUUAAAUAUAUAUUGGUUUUUUGUCUUAUGCAGCACGUGGAUCUCACAGAAACUUCAGGAGCUGGCCUCCUCAGUGAAAUGUCUGUAGCAGAGGUAUGGUCGACUUUGAACCACUUUAUGUCAUCGUUUGUAAGAGGCCGGUAGGCCUUUGGUUGUCGUAUUCUGAAAAUAACCUGAGCAAUCAUUUAUGAUCAACUGCAAGGAAUGUUAAUUUACCCUUUUAAAGUGCAUUAUUUAUAUAAAUUUCCAGCCAUUAGUUUUUACAAACGAUUUUGGCAGCAAACUACUAUUUUCCAUCUGGGGAAAUACGUGUAGCAACAUUUCUUACAGCUUCAUUUCUUGUAUGAUGUGCGAGAGGUUCGUUUUAGUAAAUAGAUAAUGACCCAAUCAUACGUUAGAGUAGCGAAACCCUCUGAAGCACCUUGUGUUUCAACUUUUCACUCCUCAAUAAAGCAGCCCUGUUAUAAAUGGCGAUUCAUUUUUUUCCCCUCAGCUUCGUGAGAGGUUGGCGUUACUUAAAAUUGCCGAGAAAGAGGCGGAGGAGGAGAAAAGGGACAAUAUAUUGAAGUCCAAAGUGGUGAGUACCAAAAACGAGCCAAACAGGUCAUUAAACCACUUUCAGAUGAGGCUCGUAAAUCUUCAGAAUACCCGAGCUGUCUUCGAAACUCUUGGUAUACUCGGAUCGUCCUUGACGAAAAAAAGUACAACAGAAAUAGAGUGAAACUUCAGUAGUUUUGUCCUUUUUAUUGUUAUAUGUAGCACAAGCCUUAUAUAUCUCGAGGAGGGUUCCAAUUGCCAUUAUUAUGGAAUUCAACGGGAGGUUCACUUUAUUUUUAAGGGUUUGUUCUAAGAGAUUGAAGUUAUAGUCCUUUGUUUGUGAUUUGAUCCAAGGCUUCGUUAAAAUAUUUGUACUUGUACUUGGUUUAAGUAUUAUUAUAAUUUUUUUUUUAGGAAAAAGACCAAUUCCUUAUGGAUACUUUAGAAACCAUCGCCAAGCACCGAGCUGAGAUAGGAAACGAAGCAGCUGUGCAGUGAGUGACACUUCAUUUCUAUAUGAGUUGUAUUGCAGUGAGCGUCAUUUUGAGGUAAGCUGACCGUUUUCCCUUUUUGUGAGUUAGGCUGGAAGCAAAGAAGCGACAAAAGAAACCCGAAAUGAAGGAUCCAAAGCUGAAAGAAUUACAAGAACGAUUGGAGGCCAGGAAAGCAGGUUUGUUCAAACUCCAGUAGUUUUUUUUCCUAUUUUUGCUUUCCAGCAUAUGGUCAAAUCACUUCAAUUAUGGACCCAUCUGCAAAAAUUGUUUCAACGAUUGUAAACACUUGUGAGUUGACUCACUCGUAGAUCAUUCACAUCUGAUCCCUCGUCCUAAUGAUCAUCAGUAUGAUCACUGGCUUUGGCGAGAUAAAAAAUGCGCGUUGUAAAUCUGAUUCUGAAGCUUAAUGCAGACAUAAGCUUGGAUUUACCUUUAAUGAAGUUUGGAUGUGUCAAAAGUUGACACUUACAUAGUAAUGAGGUACUGGAUCCCUUGUUCGAAGUAUUGUCUCAAUUAUAUUCCUUAAUUUUGCCUGUUCUCACACCUAAAUCUUGGUGAAUACAAGCAAAGGCCUUGCCAAUGUACUCGUCAAUUUGCCUCUUUCCCUUUUCCACCAAAAUUACUUUGUAUUUGAUUGUUUAAAACAGAACGUAGGAAAGAAAGCGAACGUUUAGCGGUGGUUCCGAAGAAGAGCUCAGCACGAAGGCAAAAGGCUCUGCAGGAAGAGAAGGUUGGUAACUAACAAACAGUUAGGGUUAUUUUUAUCUGAGUAAAUGACUGUCACAUUAUUUUAACUUGUUAAGGCAGGUAAUUAAAUGGAUACCACUGGCCGAUGCAGUUGAGAAUCCGGAGAAGAUAGUAUCUUGACCUCUCCAAAUUUCAGUUUAGGGCUGUUCAGUUCAUAUUUCGUUAGUGGAAAAUGAUCGAACCGUUUUCAUCAAUUUCACAUGAGGACUGUAUUCUUUCAGGCGGCACUGGAGAAGAUGAGGUGGAAAGAACUUGAACAAACACGAGAAAAAGCAGCUAAGCUUCGAGGUGAAGGCUUAGCGAGUAGGAAUUCGGCGGGUGUACGGCCAGUAACAACCCUAAGGUGA